AUGGACCAGUUGCUUUUCAAGCCACCUUUUAUGAUUCUACAAUAUAUAUAUAUAUAUUUGACAUUGAAAAACUUUUCAUUUAUACUCAAAUACUUUAAAUCUUCAAUCUUGCAAAGAAACAACCCGGAGAGGUGGUAGAUGGAUUAUCAUCAGGACGUGCUAUCCUUCUUCGUUAUCAUCAAGGAUGGCCUCACCAAGCAAAUAGAAGUUCCCCUGAAGUUUCUGAAGCAUUUAAAUGAAAAACUCACGAGUAAUGCUAUUCUGAUUGGCCCUUCUGGUGACCAAUGGCAAGUAGCUAUUAUCAAGAAAGGAAAUGACAUAUACAUGCAAAAUGGUUGGCUACAAUUUCUAAGAGACAACUCAGUGAAGCUUUAUGAGCUCUUGCUUUUCACAUAUCAUAGAAAGAACUGCUUCAGGGUUCAAAUUUUUGGUAGGGAUGGAUGUGAGAGGCUAUACCUCAAAGAAACAACACAAGAAGAAGCUGCCAUCCCAAGUUUAGUGAGGAGAAAGAAGGGUAGACCAACAAAAGCUUCUGUCAAUUCAUUACCCCUCAAUGAAUCAAAGUUUUGUCAAGAAGAGCCUUUCAGCAACAAAGGCUCACUUUCUAAGGACUUACCAAAGCCUCAGAUUUCAACUAAAAUUGCAAGAUCAGAAGCAUGCAAUUUGAACGAGUCUUUUACCUAUGGCAAGCCUUUUUGGAAGCACCUCUUGACAAAAUCUAAUGUGGAUGAUCGGUGCUUGUUGCCCAUUGCUACUGAGUUUGCAAGAAAGUAUAUUCCUGAAUCAGUAAAAACAAUCACCCUUUGGAAUUUGGAAGGAAAAUAUUGGGAGGUGAUGGUGAAUUGUAUUCACAGUAACAAUAAAAGGUAUACUCAGUUUACAAAGGGAUGGGGAAAAUUCGUUCGUGAUAACAAGCUCAGGAGAGGUGACACUUGCAUAUUUGAACUUGAAGGUGGGAACCAUAUGAAGGUUCAAAUAUUCAGAUGUGUACCAAGUAAAUCCAGUGUCCAACAAAAGCUUAGCUUUAUUUGA
This is a messenger RNA of Abrus precatorius (Indian licorice), 1032 nucleotides long. Its product is annotated as putative B3 domain-containing protein Os03g0621600. Gene Ontology annotation, molecular function: DNA binding. NCBI's taxonomy places the organism in Eukaryota, Viridiplantae, Streptophyta, Magnoliopsida, Fabales, Fabaceae. The record is from RefSeq and is a predicted model, not a curated record. The transcript has 4 exons.